Messenger RNA from Dermacentor silvarum, 871 nucleotides. RefSeq lists its product as uncharacterized. Lineage: Eukaryota; Metazoa; Arthropoda; Arachnida; Ixodida; Ixodidae. The transcript has 7 exons. The record is from RefSeq and is a predicted model, not a curated record. Bases 128 to 871 code for a protein of 247 amino acids.
GCGUCGUCUCUCCAUAGGCGACGAGAGCAAUGGACUGCUAGUAUUUUUUAUCGUGGCGUCAAUACAUCUGAUAAAUGCCGCAGUCUUCACGGAGGAAUACGACAGGCAGGGCACGCGUCACGGCUAGAUGACACGUUCAUCGGACGCCAUAAAGAAAUUCGUUCCUCACUGCGGCGGCAGUGCCCCCGUGCGUGGUACGGGUACAGGAGUCACCGUGAAAAUGAAGAACCUUUGCAACCAAUGGCACCUGAUGAUUCUUCUGAUCGUUAUCCGUGGAGGAGUGUUGGUUUUCGCCGAAGCUUGCAACAAGACGCAAGUUCUUGAGUGCUAUGGUGACAUCACCGACAGCGUUUCUGAUGUGUUCGACCAACGCACACUGAACAUGAGCCACCUCGGCAACCUCUGCAAGGAAAGUGACACUGUUCAACGCUGCGAAGAGGACCUAGCCCACUGCAUCGACUCUGACCCAUCCCUAAAAGCAAUACAGACACAAUAUACUACAAUCCGCCGAGAAGCCUGCGGGAACAGUAGCUUCGAUCUCUCCAAAAUGGAAAAUAAAGACGACCCAGUCAACGACGACAGCCAUGAAAAGAAAUGCUGGUACAGACAGCUGAAGCGAUGCCUCGAGAGGCAGAUUAACAAAAUACGGUCCAGAAUGACGCGCUAUACCCGAAAGGCGAUGGUUCCCCAUGAGUUCUACUACGGGGCGGUAUGUAGGUUGAAGCGAGAAGCCUGCUAUCAAGUGAGCACAAUAGAGUUCUGCCCGCCGUUCCUACAGGACGCCAUCAGAAGGAUGGAGGACUCGAUGAACAACGCGCAACAGCUGCUAUGCAAAGACGACCACGCUCUGCUUAAAAGGCCCCUUCUAUGA